Perca fluviatilis (European perch) is the source of this 1908-nucleotide messenger RNA. Its product is annotated as hepatitis A virus cellular receptor 2 homolog. The transcript is spliced from 3 exons. The record is from RefSeq and is a predicted model, not a curated record. Gene Ontology annotation, biological process: positive regulation of T cell proliferation; negative regulation of T cell proliferation; cell surface receptor signaling pathway. The coding region runs from base 152 to 781 and encodes 209 amino acids. Gene Ontology annotation, cellular component: external side of plasma membrane. Lineage: Eukaryota; Metazoa; Chordata; Actinopteri; Perciformes; Percidae.
AGAUCCUCCCACUCACAAAGAUAUAAAUCCUCAGACCGUACGUAUGGUAUCCACUCUCUCAAACAGGUAUCAUUCUGCACUGAUCCUGAGACUGUACGCUAUGCACCAAGUGCAGAUCAAAGGAGGGGAAUGAAGAAAAAUCCCGGCAUGCAUGGCUAUAUUAAUGUUCCUGUUGUUCUUUCUUUCUGAAGCAGCUUCUGACUUCAUUGUGGUAACAGUGCACCCUGGAGAUGAUGCCAUUCUGCCAUGUCUGGCUGCUGAUUCCUCCAUCAGAGCUGUAGAGUGGACCAGACCUGACCUGGAGCCAAAGCUUGUCCUCUUAAACAUCGAUGGACACUUGGAUCCAACCUACCAGCAUCCAGACUUUAAGGACAGAGUGGACCUGGUGACCAGAGAUCUGAAGGAUGGAGACGUGUCGUUAAUUCUGAAGAAUGUGAGCAGAUGCGACAACGGAACAUACAAAUGUCGAGUUAUAACAGGUGGUUCAAGACACAACAAGAGAGCCAUCAACUCUGAGCCAAUCAGAUCCAUCCAUCUGCAGGUUACAGAGCCAGCAGGUUCAAACAGUAAAAACUCCAAGGAUGACAACUCAACGAAUGAUGUCCCAGAGGAUGAAAACUCCUCUCCUGUAGGCCGACACCAUGGACUGGCAGCAGGUGUUCUGCUUCUUGUAGCUGUUGUUGCAGUGGGUGGGGUCCUGAUAUAUAAAAGACAUAAGGACAAGAGAUCGGGACUAACUGCUGCCGAUGCUGAUAAAGCAUCGGCCGUUCAUUUUAUCUGACAACUCCCAGAGCUCUUUACACCUGACUGUUUUCUCAUGUAUUGUAAAUAUUCAACACUUUUUCUUUCUGUAGAUGUGUGUGCAUAGCCGCUGUUUGUGUUUUGCGUCUGACUCCUCACAAGACACUUCUGACGGUAUCAGUGUUGUUCUCUAAAGUCUUCCGAAUCAAACCAGAUCAAUCGGGUCCCGGGAGGCGGAGAUAGACAGCUGGAAACCCAACGAUGUCUCUGCAUAAGAUGUGGACAACGUUGGAUUUGAUCGACAGUUGCUUGAGCCAGUUGCAAAUCCAUGUUACGAGACCUUCCUACCUUUUUAGCCAACGAGGAGACGAUUCAAACGACACCAUGGACUACAAUGAAAUGCUCCUCCUGUGAUGUGUGUCUCUUGGUGUCACCAUAAACAGGAACUUUUAAAAUGCAUGGCACACCUUGAACAAUUUAUAAUUAUUUAUUUCUAUAUAUUUAUGUAUGUAAUUAUUAAAUUUUUGAGUGAUUGAUGUGUGUGUGUGUGUGUGUGUGUAUGUGUGUGUGUGGUUGUUUGUGUAUUUGAGAAGUUUUGUAUUUUGCACUUCUUUGAACUUUCCAAAUGGACCUAAGAAAAACGCACAGACAUACCUGUAGAAAAUAAUUCAUAUAAAAUCAAUUCUUCAGUCUUUAGUCUUUAGGUCUUUAGUCUAUAGUAAGCUGAGACAUGUGGCUCUGGUCUUGUGUUGUCUGUAUCUCACCAGAUGUGUUUACAGUAGUGUAUUUUAAUCAUUUUACAGAUGCAUGACUAGGAAGGACAAAAACUCAACUUUAGCCUCUGUAACUCUGUGUCACUAAGGCCUAGAAUCACCUUGACAUUUGCAUCAAAAGAUUUAGUGUUGCCUUUCCAAUGAUAUCAGGCACACCCCAGAGUGUCAAAGUAUAUGGGAGCUGUACCACUCUUAAUUUGGGUAUUCCAUUAAGAACAAAAAGAAUGGAAGUCAUAUUUCAGUCAGAUUUGUUCCUUUAUAAGUAUUUCAUACAUUGCACAACAACCAAUAAAUAUCUACUGAACAGAGUCUAAUAAUAACAACUAUGUACUGCUUCUGAUUUUGUAUUUAUGAGCUUGUUUCUGUGCAGGAUCAAUAAACUCUGGUGUCAGUG